AUGUUCAAGAUAGUAAAGAUUGAGAAAAAGCAUGACUGCUCUGUUAACACAAUCAAAGCAGAUCAAAGGCAUGCUACUUCAAAGUUGAUUAGUGCUUACAUUAUCGACAAUCUUCGGGACCCAAGGUUUGAAGUUACACCAGCUUUUGUCAUGGCAGAGAUGCAAAAAUUGCAUGGACUAGACAUUGGAUAUCACAAGGCGUGGCGUGCUAUUCAACAUGCUUCCGCUUUAAUAAGAGGAACUCCCGAAGAGAAUUAUAAAUUAUUGUUUUCAUACUUGUAUAUGAUGACAAGUUGGAAUCAUUGUAGACCAGUGAUUGCUGUUGAUGAAACUUUUUUGAAGUCAAAAUUUCGUGGUGUUUUAAUGAUUUCAGUUUCAAAGGAUGCAAAUAACCAAAUUUUCCCACUAGCCUUUGGAAUAGCAGAAUCUGAAAAUAACAAUUCCUAUGAGUGGUACUUUAGUCAGCUUCGUAAUGCAAUUGGGGGCCAUGAGAAUUUAAUUUUUUUAUCAGACAGGCAUCAAGCUAUUACAAAGGUAUAUCCUGAAAGCCAUCAUGGGAUUUGCAUCUAUCAUUUGGAGCAGAACCUAAAGCGAAGGAAGGUGAAAAUUGAGGUCAUAAAACUUUUCCAAAGUGCUGCAAGAGUAUACAGGCGCAAAGAAUUUGACCUAUACAUGUCAGAUAUAGCAAAAGUAGAUAAGAAGACUUAUGACUACUUGAUGGAAGAACCACCGGAAAGAUGGGCACGUUCUUGUAGUCCACGACGAAGAUAUGACAUGCUUACAACAAACAUAGUUGAGUCAAUGAAUUCUGUCCUAUUAGAAGCAAGGGAGCUGCCUAUAUUAAGAAUGAUGGAUUUCAUUCAAGUGAAGCUACAACAUUGGUUUUAUGAAAGAAGAAAUAAAGCAGAAGGAACAUUUUAUGAUGUUUCUUGUUGGGUCUUCCCUGUUGAUUCAUGGUGUUCUAGAGUUGAAGAAGAAGGAAUAACUUUCUUGGUGGACUUAAACAAAAGAACAUGUGAUUGUUUUCAGUUUCAAUUUAAUGAAUUACCAUGCAUACAUGCAAUUGCAGCUAUCGAGAAGAGAAACAUCAAGAAGUCCAACUUUUGUUCGCAUUGGUACUUAAAGGAAUCUUGGCUGAAAACAUAUGAAAGACAAAUACAUCCUGUAGGACGUACUGAUUCUUGGAUUGUACCAGAGAGUGUUAAGUCACAAAUUGUUAAACCUCCAGAUUUCAAAGUGCCACCAGGUAGAAGGCAGAAGAAAAGGCAUAUUCCUGCUACUGAGUCAUCAAAAAUAACAUUCAAAUGUGGUCGUUGCAGAAGAAUUGGUCAUAAUAGAACAUCUUGUAUAUAUUCUCCGGCUCUCCAUCAAUUUUCAAGAAAGCAUAGAGAAGAGUAG
Molecule: messenger RNA, 1398 nt
Organism: Nicotiana attenuata
Lineage: Eukaryota; Viridiplantae; Streptophyta; Magnoliopsida; Solanales; Solanaceae
Exons: 3
Coding region: 1-1398 (465 amino acids)
Molecular function (GO): zinc ion binding
Source: RefSeq, a predicted model, not a curated record